Neogale vison (American mink) is the source of this 3994-nucleotide messenger RNA. It is a transcript of the gene GULP1, whose product is annotated as GULP PTB domain containing engulfment adaptor 1. The transcript is spliced from 16 exons. NCBI's taxonomy places the organism in Eukaryota, Metazoa, Chordata, Mammalia, Carnivora, Mustelidae. The record is from RefSeq and is a predicted model, not a curated record. Bases 882 to 2102 code for a protein of 406 amino acids.
CGGGAGGCGGGCGGGCCGCGGCCGGGGGUGCGGAGUCCGCGCCGACGUCCGGCAACUUUCCGAGCGGGGGCGGAGCCGGCGGGCCCCGAGGACGCGCAGCGCGGCCGACUGCGGCGGCGCGGGAGAUAGGAAACUAUCUUCAUUUAUCACAAAGUGAUUGAAGAAUAACUGAAAAACUAGAGAUCUCGUUGAUGUUUGGUGAGGAUAGAAAUCACUCCCUCCUGAUGAAGAAAAUGUGUAACAGAGGAGGCUGCAGAGAAAGAACUUCGUAGCUUGGGAAAGAAAGUGAUUGAAGAACUCGGGUGGCAACUGUUUGAUUGAAACUAUUCGAAGUCAAGAGUCUGCAUAUUCUUUCAACUCUAUCCAAGCUCUCCCAGGUAGGUGCUGAGAUGCUUUUGGGAAAAUAACACAGACCAGACAGCCUGAGUCUGAGUCUCCUACUUCGCCGUUUGAAUGACUGUGGACAAGUCUCACUCUGUUUCCUCAAGGGUGACAGGACCGGCAGGAGAGCGUUAUUCUGAGGGUUACUGAAGUCAUACUCAUACAGUACCUGGAACGUGCGUGGCUUAUAGUGAAAUCUAGUAGCUGGUAACGAGUCUUAUCAUAUGAUGAGGUGAAUCAAAGUAGCUUUUAUGUGCUUUGCUAAUUAAAUAAUGGGACUGUUCAAGUCAUUAUUUUUGUUAAAGUUCUGAAUUUCAUUUGAUAAGAUUCUGAUUUUUUUUUUCCCCUGUCACUCUCUGGAAAUCAGCCUGUUUUCAGUUUUACAUCAGGGGAGUCACUGAGGAAACAACACGAGUAAACAGUCCUAGAGAGUCCCGGCGCCCUGCAGAGAAAACAGCUAUAAAGUGUGAUUGAACUGAACAUCUGUUUGGCUGAUCAUCAUGAACCGUGCUUUUAGCAGGAAGAAAGACAAAACAUGGAUGCAUACUCCCGAAGCUUUAUCAAAACAUUACAUUCCCUAUAAUGCAAAGUUUCUUGGCAGUACAGAAGUGGAGCAGCCUAAAGGAACAGAAGUUGUGAGAGAUGCUGUCAGAAAACUCAAGUUUGCAAGACAUAUCAAGAAAUCCGAAGGCCAGAAAAUCCCUAAAGUUGAGCUGCAAAUAUCAAUAUACGGGGUAAAAAUUCUGGAACCGAAAACCAAGGAAGUCCAACACAAUUGCCAGCUUCAUAGAAUAUCAUUUUGUGCAGAUGACAAAACUGACAAGAGGAUAUUCACUUUCAUAUGCAAAGAUUCUGAGUCAAAUAAACAUUUGUGCUAUGUAUUUGACAGCGAAAAGUGUGCUGAAGAAAUAACUUUAACAAUCGGCCAAGCAUUUGACCUGGCAUACAGGAAAUUUCUAGAAUCUGGAGGAAAAGAUGUGGAAACAAGAAAACAGAUUGCAGGAUUGCAGAAAAGAAACUUAGUGUUCUCAUGUGACUUUGCUUCACUUCCUGAUGCUUCUCAUGGGGAUCAGAGCAGCAGAAGCAGCAGAUGCUGGAUUCAAGACUUAGAAACCGAAAAUAUGGAACUUAAAAACAAAGUACAAGAUUUGGAAAGCCAGUUAAGAACAACCCAAGUAUCAACAUCUCCACUGCUGCACAAAAUGUCUGAUCAGGAGCAGCAUGGGUUUCAGAGAUGCUCACCUUCUUUCUGGCGUAGUAGUGAUGAUUCAUCUUCCUGUCUAAAUAGUUCUUCCAUUACUGUCACUCCUGUCAACUCGCCUGAUUCCAGACUGUCACUGGGACUGUUAAUACCACCACCUUCUAAAUGUGGCCUUCCCAAGCCAAUCAGUGAGAACAGCAUCCCAAGACCUCACGCAGGCACCGGGACACCCAAGUCCCCCUCCACUGACAUCUUUGACAUGGUACCAUUUUCUCCGGUAUCACACGCAACUUCAACCCCUACUCGCAACGGCACGCAGCCGCCGCCGGUACCCAGCAGAGCUACUGAGAUCAAGCGGGACCUGUUUGGAGCGGAACCGUUUGACCCGUUCACCUGCGGAGCUGGGGAUUUCCCUCCGGACAUUCAGUCGAAGCUGGAGGAGAUGCAGGAGGGGUUCAAAAUGGGACUAACUCUUGAAGGCACAGUAUUUUGUCUCGACCCAUUAGACAGCAGGUGCUGAUGUCAAGAACAAGAGAUCCAGAUUUGUGUUAAAUUUGUUUUAUAUGCAUAUAGAUCAUUCCUUAGUACCAUAUGACAGGUAGUGUCUGUGUGCCAAUAUGUUUUUGAAGAUCUUCACUUUUUGCAAAUUAUUUUAGUAAAAUGUCUUCCACUAUUGAUCUAUAAUGUUUAUUUUAAAAAUAAAUCACUGUAAAGUAAAUCAUACUUUCAUGUUUCUUUCUGUUUCUCUUGUAGAUGAAUUUAGAAUCAAAGAACAAAUUAUCCAAAUAUAUGCCUUGUGUCUGAGUUCUAAAUAAUUAGCAUCUUGAAAUCUGUGUUCAUUUUCCAGGCUGCUACUUUAUUAUUCAUUCCCCAAAGCCAUACCUUGAUGAUACCUUUCAGUCUUGAGGAGAUAUACCAAUGCUAAACUUAGUAUAUUCUGUAUUCAGACCAGUAAGCAUGUUACCAUGAUUAGACAGGUGUUAUUUUAUGUAUUAGAUGUUGUUCAUAUCAUCGGCAAAAUGUAAACUUUGAAUAUAAUGCCGCCAGGUCAUUUUUAGCAGGUAAAAUAGCAAAAAUAUAAUUUCCAAUAAUAAUUAAGCCAAAUAAUUAUUUAUUAGUAAAAGCAAAGUAAAAAUGUUAGCUACUACAGUCAGUCAUACUCUAAAUCUUUUAUUUAUUUCAUAAGUAAGGAUAAUGGUAAAAGCCAAAAAUUUGCUCAUUACAAAUACACUUAAGAUUUAAUUUCUAAUCGGAUACGAUACAUUGCUAAAUAUCUAAACAUCAUCUGAUCUAAUAUUUUCUUUAAAAAAUGGAAUGUUGGUUGUCUUCAGUUGCAAAAUCUAUUACCCACAUUUACUUUACCAAAUAUAUUUUUCUUACUGAAUAUUAUUCUCAUAUUUUCUUCUUUGAUAAACAUUUUCUCACCAGAUUUUAUUUUGUGAUGCCCCAUUAGUUUUGAUACUUUAAAAUCUCUAACAAUUAUUCUUUAUGAAUCAACAGUAUUAUUUAGCAACUUUAAUUUGUAUUUGUUUCUGUUGAAGGUAGAAUUUCAUUUUUUACAAAAAAUCAAGUGACUUCUCAGUUUGGGUUAACAUGAACAAUGAAAUUUUCUUUCAUAAUAUACUGAUGAACUCUGACCUUUUAAAAUGUUAAUUUUGUAUAUCUUUGCCUAUCAUGUAACAGAUUUUAAUUGGUAUUCAGUACAAGAAGGAUUUAUGGUUAAAAUUUAUAAUUUGGUUCAUUGCAUCAUAAGAAAAACAGAUUAAAUUAAUAAAAAUGGGAGCUUAGAUUAGGGAUAUAUCUCAAAAAUAGAUUUUUUUCUUUUACUCCUGGGAAUUUUUGUCAAGUGCUAAGGGUACAUAUUCACUAGGAAAAGAAAUCAUAAAAUGCUUAUGCAAUGUUAUAUUUGUAUGUAUCUUCAUAAUGUUCUAUGGUAGACGUAAGUCUUCCUACUUGUUUCUGUAUUGGCUAAGUUGUACCUUAGUUAGAGCUUAGCAUAUGUUUCAUAAAGAAGAAUCUUUAUAAUUUUGUUUGUCAUAUAGUAUUUUGGAAUUUGUAUAAUGAGGAUGUUUAGAAGCCAUAUUAGUGGCUUUUUAUAACAGAUAGAAUUUGUAUUUUUAUUGUACUUCAAAAGCUUUAUGUAAUAGGUAUAUAUAUUUAGUGGCCAUUUAUUACCAAUGGUAACACCAUAGAGUACUAAGAUGGAAUUUGCACACUUAAGAUACGUUACCUUACCAUUUUUUAAUGGUAAUCAGUUCUGCUGCUGGCAUGACUAAAUAGUACACAAUUGGUUAUUAAUUAUGAACGUUCAUUUCUCCAGUCCAUUUUUAUGAAGAUCUGGUUGAAAAUUGUAUUUCUAUGUAAACUCAAUGAUAUGUUUGAUUUUGCUGAGAAUAAAUGAUUUUAAAUAAA